Messenger RNA from Lates calcarifer (barramundi perch), 2388 nucleotides. It is a transcript of the gene xrcc4, whose product is annotated as X-ray repair complementing defective repair in Chinese hamster cells 4. The transcript is spliced from 8 exons. Bases 24 to 1037 code for a protein of 337 amino acids. Gene Ontology annotation, cellular component: DNA ligase IV complex; nucleus; DNA-dependent protein kinase-DNA ligase 4 complex. The record is from RefSeq and is a predicted model, not a curated record. Gene Ontology annotation, molecular function: DNA binding. NCBI's taxonomy places the organism in Eukaryota, Metazoa, Chordata, Actinopteri, Centropomidae. Gene Ontology annotation, biological process: response to X-ray; immunoglobulin V(D)J recombination; double-strand break repair via nonhomologous end joining.
GCUGCGUCGCCUGAUGAUGACGUAUGCAGCAGCGCCUGCCGGUCCAGUUGUUGACAGUUCGAACUACAGCGUUUUCUCCGCAGAACAAACCGAGGGACGGACUCUGUGAGGCUCCGGUGAUGCACACGUCGGUGCGUGAAAUCCACGUCUCCUCUCAGCCUGACUCCGCCUACUUCCUGCGGGUGGACUGGAGGGGGCGGGGCUUAGGUUCAGGCUUCCACUUGCUGCUGACUGACGGACAGGAUGCGUGGAGAGGAGAGGUGAGCGAGGCGGUGGUGUGUGCCGAGGCCGAGGAGCUGGAGAUGCAGACGGAGAGGUACGUCCAGAACCUGCAGCAGGCGCUGACUGGGACAGAGAGCUCCGUCAGCUACAGCUUCACCCUCACACCGUCUCCACCAAACCACAGCUCCACUGUCACGCUGGCGUAUGAGAAGGUGCAGAAGGACAUCUCAUUCAGGUUGGGUUCUGUUUCACUGAAGUCCGUCCCAGAACCGACGGAGGCCGUGAGAGAGUUACUGGUUCACAGUCUGCAGAGGGGAAACACACUGGAGCACCAGAACCAGGACCUGGAGGAGGAGAACCAGAGACUGAGACGAGAACAGCAACGCAUCACUGCAGAACUGAAGCGAUACACUGGUGGGAAGGAAACCCUGGAGGCAGAGCUCUACUCUCGGUUUGUCCUCGUCCUGAAUGAGAAGAAAGCCAAGAUCCGCAGUCUGCAGGAAACUGUCACACAGCUGCAGGAAACGAGGAGCUCUAAGGGACGGAAACAGAAGGAUUCAGCCAAAUCAGACCGAACAGCAGGAGGUCAGGAGGAGGAGGCCGAGGAUGAAUAUGGAGGGAGCACUGACGAGGAGCCAGAGGAAGUGCAGACGACUCCAGCUCCCACGGUACAAUCCAGGGAGUCCUCUACUGCCGAGUCCAUUGGACGACAGCCUGAAGGACAUCACGGACGUCGCCCCCAGUCGCAAACGCCGCUUUCGUCACCUCGGGGCCCCGGACCCGGCCCCGCAGACCUCCCAGAAAAAGAGGAGUGACUCCCCUGCAGGAUCCAGUAAGCAGCAGACUCCCCAGCGCUCUGCAGAUGCUGUGGCAGCAUGUUCAGCAGCAGAGGACCUGUUUGAGGACUUCUGACCCUUCAGAUAAACAUGAUCCCAGCACUGAUGUAUACUGAUAAAAGCUCUGAUAUUUUUGUAGUGAAGUUAUGGAUUAAGGCUCAGGGACGUCAGUUAACUUAUUUCAAAGGAACUGUGCCGGUAAACAGCAAACAGACUGGUGACAAGUUAAUGGAAAACUCAACAUGAAGUGUUUUUCCAGGUGUGAAGAACAUUAUUCUCCUAAAAGAUGUGACUUUUGAUGAUUUUUAUUAGUCAGAAAGUUUUGCAAAGAUAAAGAGACCUCUUCUCAAGAAGAACGAAUCUGAGUUCCUCAGAACAACAUCUGUUUACAUUCAGGUGACAGCUUCUUGCAGCAGCCGUAGUAAUUCUCUCUGACGGUGACGGUGGACUGAUGGGUCAACAAAACAUCAGCCUUUAACACCAGAGACCGAUGUUCCUUUCCCUUUUUUUUUAGAGCGUGACCACGAUCAUUUCACAACGUUAACCACAUGUUUAUUAAUGUAACUGUAACCAGAAAUGUUCCCUGCUCUCAAUCUGGUCGUCAUUUUAAUCCAAACCACGGCCUUUAACCAACCGAUCCUUUACCACAGCGCUGCCACAUCAAAACACAGAUUUGUAUGAGUUUUGGAGGCGCAGACGGAUGACGGUGUCCUGCUGAUAGUGGCGUCAGAUCAGUGUCCAGGACGACUGGUUUGUGCCAACCUUACAAACUGUUAGCAGCACUCCUCUUUAUUACAGUGUAUAAGCAUGACGUUUGCCAAGACUGUAAAACGUGUGCGUGCUCUGCAUCUCACCAACACGUGUGUGAAUCCAUCUCUGCUCACAAGCCAAAGAGAAAAGUAAAAUGUCAGUCCUUGUUAUUUUAACACUUUUAUUCUGACACACUGGAGCUUCAUCUUUAGGUGAAGAAAAGGAAGCAGCUGAGCUGAUAAAUAAGGCAACACUGAACAGGAGACUGAUGUUUACACAUCCAUCAUGUUCUCCACCAGCAGUCGACCCACACCACAGACUGGUGGUUUCAGUGAAAGCUCUUGUGGGGAGCACUGUCUUAACUCAUCACUCCACCCACACAGAUUCAGCUGGGUUCAGAUCUGCAGUCUGUGAAGGCCACAACAUUCAGUUUUCACCAGUUUCUCCUUCGACCUGUCACCUGUCUGUGGUUUUACAGAAUCGUAAAAAGAACGUGUUGUUGUGCUUCAUGAACUGUGAUUUCUAUAAUUUGUCUUUUUAAUAUUUGUACCAAUAAACCACACUGUCUUUUUCAAACGAU